This is a messenger RNA of Musa acuminata AAA Group (dessert banana), 1368 nucleotides long. Its product is annotated as UDP-arabinopyranose mutase 3. The transcript has 4 exons. Gene Ontology annotation, molecular function: UDP-arabinopyranose mutase activity. The record is from RefSeq and is a predicted model, not a curated record. Gene Ontology annotation, cellular component: cytosol; Golgi apparatus. NCBI's taxonomy places the organism in Eukaryota, Viridiplantae, Streptophyta, Magnoliopsida, Zingiberales, Musaceae. The coding region runs from base 92 to 1192 and encodes 366 amino acids. Gene Ontology annotation, biological process: plant-type cell wall biogenesis; UDP-L-arabinose metabolic process.
CCCCGAUCUCGUCUCUCAGGCGGAAGAGCGGGAGCGUCGUUUCCUCACUUGUUCUUCGUGUCCGAUCUGGUUUUGGUCAGGGAGAGCAGCAAUGGCGAAAGAAUCAUCGUCGAAGUUGGUCCCGGGCACGCCAUUGCUGAAGGACGAGCUCGACAUCGUGAUCCCGACGAUAAGGAACCUGGAUUUCUUGGAGAUGUGGCGGCCCUUCUUCCAGCCGUACCACCUCAUCAUCGUGCAGGACGGCGAUCCGAGCAGGACGAUCAAGGUGCCGGAGGGGUUCGACUACGAGCUCUACAACCGCAAUGACAUCAACCGCAUCCUGGGGCCCAAGGCCGCCUGCAUCUCCUUCAAGGACUCCGCCUGCCGCUGCUUCGGCUACAUGGUCUCCAAGAAGAAGUACAUCUACACCAUCGACGACGACUGCUUCGUCGCUAAAGAUCCCUCUGGUAAGGAGAUCAAUGCGCUUGAACAGCACAUAAAGAAUCUCCUUACCCCUUCUACUCCCCACUUCUUCAACACCUUGUAUGAUCCCUACCGUGAUGGAGCAGACUUUGUUCGCGGAUAUCCUUUCAGCCUUCGGGAAGGUGCGCCAACGGCUGUUUCUCAUGGCCUUUGGCUUAACAUACCUGACUAUGAUGCUCCGACCCAGCUCGUCAAGCCUCUUGAGAGGAACAAGAGGUACGUCGAUGCAGUUCUCACCAUCCCUAAGGGAACUUUGUUCCCGAUGUGCGGAAUGAAUCUGGCCUUUGACCGAGAACUUAUUGGCCCUGCAAUGUACUUUGGACUUAUGGGUGAUGGCCAGCCUAUUGGGCGCUAUGAUGACAUGUGGGCUGGAUGGUGUACCAAGGUAAUCUGCGACCAUUUGAGAUUGGGAGUUAAGACGGGAUUGCCUUACAUCUGGCACAGCAAGGCCAGCAACCCUUUUGUGAACCUGAAGAAAGAGUACAACGGUAUCUUCUGGCAAGAGGAGGUGAUCCCAUUCUUCCAGUCUGCUGUCCUUUCCAAGGACUGCACCACCGUCCAGAAAUGCUACAUCGAACUGUCCAAACAGGUGAGUGAAAAGCUCGGCAAGAUCGACCCUUACUUCAACAAGCUUGCGGAUGCGAUGGUUACUUGGAUCGAGGCCUGGGAUGAGCUCAACCCACUGAAAGAGGCUGCCGGAGUGCCCAAUGGCACGGUCAAAGGGAAGUAGAACAGGCAAUGUAGACAUAUCUACCAUUUGCUUUCUUUGUAGUGAUGCUAAUUGUGUGAACCCUCGGUUAUGCACUUUGCAGUUUGGUGAUCUUUUUUUUUUCUUCUUUUCUUUAGUGUUCGACUUAGACAAUAAUAUGUUCUAUCUCUUGUGAAAAUUCAGGUUCCUUGCAGUUA